GGAAAGGCCGUGUAUCCAUGUUUCGAAAUGGUGAAAAAGGACCCCUUGUGCCAGCUAUACCUCAGAGGACUCAAAAAAUGCUCAGCAGGUGCUGGAACUACUAAAGUGCCGGCCAAGAUAACUACGAAAGAGACAAAAUCGCAAAAGAAAAAGAAUAAAGCUAAAAUGCGGGCACCGAGUCUAUUGCUUGGAAAAAUUAGCUCGCAAUCUCAAACGGAUCCGUACUACGAAGUGUUAUAUGAGGACAUGGAGCAAACUGUCAACUGCACCCAAACAGAACUCGUGACCGAUUUAGAUUUUGAAUUUCUUGGGUGUGCAAUGAUCCGAAACCCCAAGUCCGGAGAUGAUAAAGAAACCCAAAUUCUUCCUGGCGAUUUGUUUGAUUUCACGUUGCACGUUGCACCAAUUGUGAUAAGUGUUUCAUCAGUAGUGGUGGAGCAAGCUUUGUUGGAGUUGAUGAUGGAGAGUGAAUUGGAAACGCUUUUAGCUCAGCAGCGUGUAUACGAAAGCAGGAGGAACUUGGAAUUAGUUAGACUACAACGACUUCAACGGCGACAACAGGACAUUGUGAAUGAGAAUGUGAGACAAAUUCAGGCCGAGAAGGAGAGCAUGGAAGAAGCUCGGAAAGCAGGGGAGGCUGUUUCAAUGGCACUGUUCGCCAAGCAUUUCCUCAACGACAUUCUUUCAGCCGCGAUGGACGAUGCACGACGUGACGGAGUUCUUACUUCUGAAGCCGAAAUGGGCAAGGAUGCAGAUCCUAUCAUGAAAUGGAUUACAACGGAAACUGGCAAAUCGCAAACUAAAAAUAUCAUAAGUCGAAAUGUGCUUGAUGACAUCAUUGGCUUUGCCCUCGUUAAAAGAGUGCCUUCUCCAACGAUGUCUAUGGAAUUGUCAGCACUUGACGAGUAGGAACAGGGUAGAAUUUUGGUAACAUGAAAUACUGCAUAUGUAAAUAUUAUAUACAGUAUAAUUUUAGUAGUGGUACACAGGAAUAAUACAUAGGCUAUAAUAAAAACCAUACCGUGAAUAUCAUGUACAUAUAUUGGUGGAAUGCUUUCUAAUAACAGUCCCAAUAGUUAUUUUUAUUGCUGAUUUUGGAAAGUGUGAUAGCAAAAUAUAAGUAUUUUAAUAUAAGCUAUGACAAAUAUAUGCAUUAUUGCA
Messenger RNA from Folsomia candida, 1161 nucleotides. Its product is annotated as radial spoke head protein 3 homolog B-like. The transcript is spliced from 3 exons. The record is from RefSeq and is a predicted model, not a curated record. Bases 28 to 909 code for a protein of 293 amino acids. Gene Ontology annotation, cellular component: cilium. Lineage: Eukaryota; Metazoa; Arthropoda; Collembola; Entomobryomorpha; Isotomidae.